UUCCUCGGUUUAAAGAUAGCUCUUUUUUGUGCUGUGUCUUAAAAUAGCAUCCUCCGGAACAAGCCCUUAUAAACCUCUGGGUCUCUGAUGGUACACUCCCGUUGUUUAAAGACACAGAUGCUACUGUUCUCCACAGAUAACCUAAGCCAUUUGGAAGGGGGGAUAGCACCCAGAGAAGAGACCGUGCCGUUUUCAGACGAGCUAGCCAAAACCUACGCACCUGUGUGGUGUAUCCUGAGGUUGACUCUCUAAAAAGAAAAGAAAAACAAGUAACAUCUUCUGACUGUUAGUAAAUAUGCUGACAGUAAUUGGGAUUAAUAUUGACGAGCAGCACUCCAGCGCUGGCGACUAAAAUGGGAGCGCUGUGUUCUAGCCAUAGCAGGGCGCCGCAAGCGGGAGAGUCCUCAGGUUUGGGGGAGUGAAGAGAUUCGUUCACGGCACCAUCAGCAUCAAACUCACAACAAAGCAGUAAGACACCCAUAAAAAAAAAUCCACCGGCAGGAGGUUGCUGGAUGAAGAUUUAAAAAGAAAACACACACCUUACUGAAUGUGGGAUUUACUUAAGUUAUAUUUAUUUGUGUAAUUUAGCUUUUAUUUACUUUGUAAUUCUAUGUGUUGUAUAUAUUUAAUAUUCAACUGUACAAUGCCCAGCUUUUUCGAUCCCCCGCGUCGUUACAAUUCCACUCCAGGCCGCUGGGAUGCGGGUGGCGCGGCCUCUCUGUCCUCCUCAUUGGUGAACAGCGUGGUGAAGAUGGCUCUGCUCUCCCUCAUUGUCUGCACCUCCCUUUUCGGGAACGUGGUGGUGCUGCUGGUGUUCCAGCGCAAGCCCCAGCUCCUGCACGUGGCCAACCGCUUUGUGCUGAACCUGCUUACGGCGGACCUCUUCCAGACGGUCCUAGUGAUGCCCUUUGCUAUCGUCGCCACGGUGCCCAACGUGUGGCCCCUGGACCGCCGGCUGUGUCAGGCUCUGGUGGUCCUUAUGCACUUGUUUGCCUUCGCCGGGGUCAACACCAUCAUUGUGGUGUCUGUCGACAGGUACCUGGCCAUCAUCCAUCCACUCUCCUACCCGGCCAGGAUGACCCCUCGCCGGGGGAACAACCUGAUCGCCUGCACAUGGGUCCUGAGCGUCCUGCAGAGCACCCCGCCACUCUACGGCUGGGGGUCCAUUGACUUCGACCGGCGCCACCACUCCUGCACGCUCGUCUGGUCCGCCAGCUACUCCUACUCCGCCCUGGUAUCCAUGUUCUCCUUCUGGGUGCCCGUCUGCAUCAUGCUGGGCUGCUACUGGAUGGUGUUCAGGGCUGCCAGGAGGCAGAACAACCUAGUUCACCCGGUGCAAGCUACCAAGCACAGCCACAGCACUGCUGAUAACCACCAGUGCCAAGAGAAGCAUCAGCAGCAGCCGCCCCCGGAAGGCUCUGUCUACCCCAUCAGGGCGCGCCACAGACGCUUCCAUUAUCACUGCAAAGCGGCCAAAGUGGUCUUUGUCAUCAUGUCUUCUUACAUCUUCAGCAUGGGCCCUUACAGCGUCCUCGGCAUGCUCUUCAUCAGCCCUAGCGUUCCCGUCCCGCCCUGGAUCGUCUCCCUGGCCCUCGUCUUGUUCUUUUUCCAGUGCUGUAUCCACCCCUACAUCUACGGCUACAUGCACCGCAGCGUCCGCAGGGAGUUCCUGGCCCUGCUCUGCGGCUCCUUCUGCCAGCAGGUGCGACCGCCGCGCAGCUCCGGAGCGGACAGCUGCUUCACGGUGACCGCCGGGCGGCCGACGCACACCCACUUCCCCGGCGCGGCUGCCAGGAUCUGCCCCCUGAGGACCUGGGAGGAGGGCACCACGUCGUCCUCCCCCACCGAGGGCAUGUCCAAGGACAGCAGGAAGGACACGACCUCGAUCAGCUUCAGCUCGGAAAAAGAACUGAACAUCCUGCCGAAGUGAUAAGAACCGUAUACAAAGCCACAUGCUGUAUCAUCACCCGUACAAUUUCGCAAGCCUCUUGCAGCUAUAACAUCUUGUACAUGGCCAUGCAGAGUCUACAAGACGUUGAGAGGCACCCUGAGUAAUCUCACAAAGCCUCAGGGAGAGCAGCGUAUGCGCCAUGCAGUGCUGUAGGCUGAGGAGCUCCUAAAACCAGGGUAUCCAAGAAGGCCAUUACAGGUAUUAUAUUAUAAUAUUAAAGGACUAGGUGCUUUAGGGUU
Molecule: messenger RNA, 2190 nt
Organism: Polyodon spathula (Mississippi paddlefish)
Lineage: Eukaryota; Metazoa; Chordata; Actinopteri; Acipenseriformes; Polyodontidae
Product: probable G-protein coupled receptor 101
Exons: 2
Coding region: 611-1930 (439 amino acids)
Biological process (GO): G protein-coupled receptor signaling pathway
Cellular component (GO): membrane
Molecular function (GO): G protein-coupled receptor activity
Source: RefSeq, a predicted model, not a curated record